This is a messenger RNA of Ricinus communis (castor bean), 1683 nucleotides long. RefSeq lists its product as uncharacterized. The record is from RefSeq and is a predicted model, not a curated record. Lineage: Eukaryota; Viridiplantae; Streptophyta; Magnoliopsida; Malpighiales; Euphorbiaceae. The coding region runs from base 1 to 1683 and encodes 560 amino acids. The transcript has 5 exons.
AUGGCAAACCCACCAAGAGAAGUAGGAGCUGAAAAACGAAUAACUAUGAAAGAUUAUGCAAUGCCUACAAUUAGUAACACUACUUCAUGCAUAGUUCUAGGUGAUACAUCUAGGAAUUAUGAACUUAAGAGCAUUCAUUUUAAUAUGCUUCCUUCAUUUUAUGGUAUGCCUAGUGAGGAUGCAUUAACAUUCAUUAGAGAAUUUUAUGCCAUAGUUCAUACUUUCCCAUUAUCUGGACUUAAUGAGGAUCAACUAAGAAUGAGGACACCUGAUGAGGUUUAUAACAUCUUUGAGAUGUUAGGAGCUAAUUCUCAACAAAAGAGUGUGAGGACAAAGAGAAUAGAAGUAAAUGAAGUGGUAGCUAAUAGUAAGAUGACCAUGCAAUUGUCUGAAUUGACUAAGCAAGUUAAUAUGCUUACUUCAACAAAAAACUCACCAAAUAAUGAGGUAUGUGGUAUUUGUGGUAUUUAUGGUCAUAGUGCUAAUGUUUGUUCAUCUUUUGAUAAUUACAGAGAAAAUAUGUAUGACCAAAUAAAUUUGAUGGAUUCUUACCAACCUAUGCAUCCUAUGAAUGACCCUUAUUCUAACACAUAUAAUACAGAUAGGAUGGAGAGGAAUGAGAAAAAGACAGAUUCCAUUGAGGCUUCACUAAAACGUUUAGAAGCUCAAAUGGAACAAAUUGUUGAAGAACUCAAUAAAGAGGAACUAUCAAAUCAACCUGAACAAGCCAAUUCCAUUACUACUAUUAGAAGAGGUACACCUAAAAAUGAUGGAUUAGUGCAAAGCAAUGAGGAAAGCAUACAAAAGGAAGAAAAAGUAGAGCCUAAUCUUAGGCUGGAGAAGAAAGAAAAUGAAGCAUUUUCUAGAGCUAAAUUUCAUAAGGCAGCUCAGCCUUAUAAACCCCCUAUUCAUUUUCUAAACCAACCCAAAGACAGGAAAAAUGAUGAGAAUAAACCAGCUUAUGCAAAAUUCUUUGAAGAGUUGAACACCAACAAAAGGCGAUAUGCGAACAACGAAAAAGUACAAGUAGCAAGUGUAAUACUUCAACAUCAAUUGCCCCUUAAGAUGAAGGAUCCUGAUAGCUUCACCAUUGAUAUUACAAUAGGUGAUAAAAAACAUACAAAAGUCAUGUUAGAUUUGGGAGCAAGCAUCAACUUGAUGCCGUAUUCGAUAUAUGAACGACUUGGUUUGGGAGGGUUGAAGCCUACCACUAUGUCUCUACAAUUUGCAGACAUAUCGAUAAAAUACCCUAGAGGUAUAGUGGAAGACUUGCUAGUGCAAGUAGGUAAGUUAAUAAUUCCAGUUGAUUUUGUAGUACUUGAUAUGGAAAAUACACCAACAAGGGAUAAAGAGCAAACCAUACUCCUUGGUAGACCUUUCAUGACAACUACUAGAACUGUGAUUGAUAUGCAUGAUGAAAAACUUACCAUGACAGUUUUAGGAGAAACUGUAGAAUUUAAAGUGUUUGAUUUUCUAACUUUAUCUUCUAAAUCUACUAUUGAUAAGUGUUCAUAUAAUUAUUUAGAUUCUCUUGUUUAUGAACAAUUAUAUGAUGAUAUUCCAUUCUUAAUUGACAAGAGUUUUCAUGACACUUUAGAUGUUCGCAUAAAUAGUAUGAAGCCAUACUUGAAAGGAAUGACUUAUGACGAAAAGGUGGAGUGCGCGGAUGAACGCCCACCAUGA